Prunus mume (Japanese apricot) is the source of this 1228-nucleotide messenger RNA. The record is from RefSeq and is a predicted model, not a curated record. NCBI's taxonomy places the organism in Eukaryota, Viridiplantae, Streptophyta, Magnoliopsida, Rosales, Rosaceae.
UCUGCAGACUGCUGUCUGCACAAGAAAGAGACAGACUGAGAGAGAGAAAGGCCUCCAUACUUGUUUGUUAUUAUUCUCUUUCCUUCCUUCUCCAAUCCAAAUCAUGAGCAACGAAGAAAUAGCCCAUGAUUUCUCUCCCAUGAUUAAAGUCUACAAAGAUGGUCGAGUUGAGAGACUCCUAGGCACAUCAACAGUUCCUCCGUCAACACAUCCAGAGAAUGGCGUCCAAUCAAAAGACGUUGUGAUCUCACAAGAACCAGCCAUAUCUGCAAGGCUUUACAUCCCAAAAUCCGCCGCCACAAGCUCACCCCAAACCACACUGCGUGCCCCGGAAAUCCCGUUGCCGGCGGCUUACGAUGAUUCAUGGGCUGCUCUCAAAUGGGUUGCUUCCCAUUUUGAUGGAAACGGCUCUGAAGAUUGGCUAAACAGAUUUGCAGAUUUACGCGGUGUGUUUUUCGGUGGUGACAGUGCUGGAGCUAAUAUAGCACACAACAUGGCUUUGAAAUUGGGGUGUGAGGGAUUGGUUGGUGUUAAGCUUAUUGGGAUUGUAUUGAUACAUCCUUACUUUUGGGGCACAGAGCCAGUUGGGGAAGAGUUAACUAUCCCUGAAGCUAUAAGAGAGUAUAUAGCUGCAUUGUGGCUUUUCACUUGCCCUUUGAGUAUCGGAUCCGAUGACCCGCUUUUCAACCCGGGAAAGGAUCCGAAGUUGGGGGAAUUGGGUUGCGAGAAAGUGCUGGUUUGUGUUGCUGAGAAAGAUGGUUUGAAAGAUAGGGGGUGGCAUUAUUGUGAGGUACUGAAGAAGAGUGGAUGGAAAGGGAUUGUGGAGGUCAUAGAAGCAAAGGGGGAGGAACAUGGGUUCCAUUUGUUCAAUCCCAAUUGUGAGAAUGCUGUGGCCAUGAAGAAAAAGAUUGCUUCCUUCUUGAAUUAGAAUAAUUUGCCUGAAAAUCUUGGUGUACUUAGUUUGGUAUUAUGUAUUAGGAAAUUGUAAAUCACCUUUGUUUUUCUAAAUGUGAUGAGUUUAAGGCCUAGGUCUAGUGAUCUUCCUAAUUUUAAUCGUGGGAUGUGUUUUGAAUUAAAAAUCUAAACAAGUCAUUUUACAAUUCAUUUUUGGCCAGCAAUGAGAGGACUUGAACCUGUGGAUGUUAAGAUCUGGAAGAAAUGGUACUCAAUAAAACGAUCUAGAUUUUAAAACAAGUGGAGCUAAAAAAGGAAAUAAAAUAGACUCUGA